Molecule: messenger RNA, 2493 nt
Organism: Botrytis byssoidea
Lineage: Eukaryota; Fungi; Ascomycota; Leotiomycetes; Helotiales; Sclerotiniaceae
Exons: 3
Coding region: 1-2493 (830 amino acids)
Biological process (GO): retrograde transport, endosome to Golgi
Cellular component (GO): GARP complex
Source: RefSeq, a predicted model, not a curated record
AUGAACGGCGUAUCGAUACCUUCAUCCCUGGAUGCAUCUGAUUAUGAUCCUAAUGACCAUUUGAACACGAUCUUUUCCCAUCCCUCGACUUUAUCCUCUAUAGAUCAAACGGCUGCUGCUCUACAAACUCAUCAGGAUGAGCUGUCAGAUAAUAUCGCGAAUCUCGUGGCCACUCAAGCAUACAAUGAUGAUUCCUCACUCAAACGGAUGCAAUCUGCAAAGUCGGAGCUUGCAGAUCUUUUCAGAAAGAUUGAAUCAGUACGGACACGAGCUAUACAGACAGAGCAAACGAUCACCUCGAUGACCGCAGAUAUCAAGAGACUGGAUGGCACAAAGAAGAACUUGACUCUGAGCAUGACGGCUCUGAAAAGGUUACAAAUGCUUACGACUGCUUACGAACAAUUAAGGGGUCUAGCCAAAACAAGACAAUAUCGAGAAUGUGCAAGCUUGCUUCAAGCUGUACUGCAACUCAUGAAGCAUUUCAAUAGCUAUAGGAGCAUAGACCAGAUUGCUACCUUGAGUAGAGGUGUUUCAGAGUUACAAAGAGAGUUGUUGGAGCAAGUUUGCGAGGACUUUGAGAUGGCGUUUGCUAAAGGAGAAGUGGGGAGCAAGAAAGCAGUGCUGGCAGAGUCAUGUCUGGUGAUGGAUGCAUUGGGGGAUAACGCUCGGGCAAGGCUGGUGACGUGGUAUGUCAAUACGCAAUUGAGGGAAUAUAGACAGGUUUUCAGAGGAAAUGAUGAAGCUGGAAGCUUGGAUAAUAUUGGUAGAAGAUACAGUUGGUUCAGAAGAAUGCUCAAGACAUUUGAGGAUGAACAUGCAGGAAUAUUUCCUGCUGGGUGGAGAGUCAAUGAGGUUCUGGCAAAUGCCUUCUGCGAAGGCACUAGGGAUGAUUUCAAGGGAAUCUUGGAGCGGAGCAUGAGGCGAACAGAUGGAAGUAGGAUAGACGUCAACUUGCUUCUAAGUUGCCUACAGGAAACUAUGGAUUUCGAGCAAAGUCUUGAAAAGAGAUUCGCUACAGAGACGAGAGCAAGCAUUGAUACUCUCAGCUCAAUCGAGGAUAAACCUCUAACAUUUCACGGGUCUAUUUCGGAAGCCUUCGAACCAUAUCUUAGUCUUUGGGUUGAUUCACAAGACAAACAACUCGCCACAAUGAUACCCAAAUAUCGAAUUCAACCAUUAUUAGCAGCCGAUGAAGAAUUCUCUCCACAGGCUGUGAUUGCGUCAUCUAUCGAGCUUUUCCAUUUUUACAAGACAUCCCUGGCUCAAUGUGCCAAGUUGUCAACCAGUGAACGACUUCUUGACUUCUCAAAGAUCCUAGCUAAAUAUCUCGAUCAAUAUGCUCAGCAGGUUUUACUGUUUUUCUUACAAGGAGCUGGAGGACCCAGUCUUGAGAAUACUAUCCUUGUUCUCAAUACAGCGGAUUAUUGGCACGCAAACACUCAGCAAUUGGAAGAUAAUUUGAAACGGAGAAUUGACAGUGAACUGGCACCCAAAGUGGACUUAUCGUCACAAUCCGAUACUUUUAUGGGUGUUGCCAGCGCAGCAGUUCUAUCAUUGGUAAACAGAGUUGAACUUGACUGCGAGGGAGCAUGGCGUGAGAUGAAGAAUACAAAUUGGAGUAAAAUGGAAAGCGUGGGGGAUCAGAGCAGUUAUGUGGCAGAGUUAUUGAAACAUGUCAAUGAUCAAGCGGGAGAAAUACUACCGUUAGUGGGGAAGCAGCAAUAUGCGCGUGCAUUUUGUGAUAACGUUGUCGAGCAUUUGGCCAAUACGUAUAUCGCAAACAUCGUUCAAUGCCGGCCGGUAUCCGAGGUAGGCGCAGAGCAGAUGUUACUAGACAAAUACGUCUUAACUAAAGGACUGACCACCUUGCUCUCUCAUUCCCCCACUCCCUCUUCAGCCACUGCGAAUACCGCAUUUCAAAAGCGUGUAAAUAACAUAAUGGCUCGCCUGGACCCGCUCCUCAAGACGCUACAGGUCCGUCCCUCACCGCCAGAGGGACUGGUUCAAGCAUACCUAAUUCACAUCGCCGAUCGUAGCGAUACAAAUUUCCGGAAAAUUUUAGAAUUGAAGGGUGUCAGAAAGCAAGAUCAGGCUGCAUUAGUGGAAAUGUUUGGUAUGCAUAGAGAUGGUAAGGCUAAUGAGCAGCUGGUUCAAAACUCACCUCUUCUCACACCACUUAUGAAUGUUGCGGGGCUUGGUAGCACGGGUCUAGGAAUUGGAACACCUGGUGGUAUGCCAGGAUUACAGACACGAUUUGACCCCGCAGGUUUUGGAGAAAAGUUAUUUAGUGCAGCCAGGGAUAGUAUGGGAACUGGGGGGGUUGGCGAUAGAGGGGUAAGUCCUUUGAGCGAGGAUGCUAAGUCUGCCGUGGAAGGAAAUUUGAAGAGUAUUGGAAAGUUCUUCAGAAGAGAUAUGUCUGGGUUUGGUGGGAUGAAUAUAGGGGGUAGGUUUGGUGCUAAGAGAGAUGGAACUAUAGAUGAUUAUACCAAGUAG